Molecule: messenger RNA, 2344 nt
Organism: Lodderomyces beijingensis
Lineage: Eukaryota; Fungi; Ascomycota; Pichiomycetes; Serinales; Debaryomycetaceae
Source: the annotation of a GenBank genome assembly
AUGUCUAUCCAUUACACGUUCAAGUGGUAUGUAUAUCUUGCUUCGAUGGGCAAUUGAGUUUGUUUAAUCCUUGUCUUCUUCUCCCUUCUGUUUCCCUACGUUAUUAUUACUCAUUGGAGGUUCUUUUUUUUUGUUUUGUUUUGGUAACCAGGUCAACAAUCGACUCACCUCAACUCGACUCAACUCAAUUCAGUUCAACUCAAUUCAGUUUGGAUAGCUCUUUUGACUACUGUCCCGCUCCAGAGUCAGUUGACUGUACUUUGUAGAUAUUCCACCGCAAUUGAGGAGAGAAAGAGAAGAGAUUUUUCACACCAAUUGCACUGCUUGAAAGUUUCCAACCGUUGUAAUACUAACAGAAGUGUCUCUUUUUUUUUUUUUGUUCAGGCCAAAAGGUCCCGAGGCAGUUACUGUUACAGGUACAUUUGAUGAUUGGUCAAAGUCGCUUCCCUUGGUUAAAGAGGCCGACGGCUCUUUUGCAUUGCAGGUUCCACUUCCACCUAAAAAGGAAACGGUAUUAUAUAAAUAUGUUGUUGACGGCAUUUGGAAAGUAAACACUGGUGAAAAAAUAACUAGAGACGAGGAAGGAAAUGAAAACAAUGUAUUGGCCCCCGAAGAUUUGGUUGGUUUAUUAACUGUCCCAGGUGCAUUGAUACCAGAAACUGGCUUGCAAUACGAAUUGGCUCACGGGGGUGCAAUGACUGAUCAUCAUACUACUGAUACCGACGCAACACAAGAUUCAACUUCAAAAGAUUUGAAAACAACCGUGUUGCCAAAGGAAGAACCAAAGCAAGCUUCUCUCGCUGGCGAACCGGGUAUUUAUAUUCCGCAAGAUAAGGAGACUUUAUCUGCUUUUGAGAAGUUUGAAAAUACCGAUCCAAGGACUUUGAAUGAAGAUGUUUCUGAAAUUGGAACUGCAAACACCGGUGAAACUUUGCCAGCAACCCCUGUUGUUGUUUCAGAAACAGUUUUAGCUGAAGUCAUCACGCCACCAACCACAGGCGCGUUGGCAGAAGAGCCUGCAGCUGGAACCGAAAAGGAGUUGAGUCCUGAAGACAAGGAAAAACAGAAAAAGAAGGUCAAGAGAACCAAGUACAAGGCCAAGAAGAAGGCCAAGGCUGCUGAAGCCAAUGGUACUGGCAUCAAAGCAGGUGCUGAUGAAUCUAAAGACAUUUCAUCGCAAGCCAUCCCAGUUGCUGCUGUCACUGGAAAUGAAGCCACUAGUGCAGACUAUGUUGGAGAAAUUCCUCGAGUUACAGAAAAUGACCUAAGAAAGGAAUCACUUGCUAACGACCAACUUGAUAAAGAAGUUCGUGAAGAAUUUGCGCAACAUCAUGACGACGAAGAAGGAGACGAAGACGAAGACGAAUACGAAGAUGACGAGGACGAGGAACCAGUUCGAGUUCCAGUUAGCCGUCUUCAUAAAGGUGAGGAAGAAGGAGAAGAAGAAGCAGCAGCAGCAGACAAAGACAAGAAUGACCAUACUGCUGCGAAAGUAUUGGGCGGUGCUGGUUUAGGUGGCCUUGCUGGUGCAGGUGUUGGCCCUGCACUUGGAUCUUCAGAACCAACAACAAGCGGCGAUGCAAAAGCAGCAGACCAACCUGUUGCUCCAUUGUCAGCAACCGACAAACCUGUUUCCGCAGCUGCAUUCAAGGAAGACACUUCCCCCAUCGUUGCAUCCGAUGACGCUCCAAAGACAUUAGACCCUAAGGCUACCCCUACUGUCACGUCGAACCUCGACCUGGAACCACUUGUGCCACCAAAGACUGGUUCAACCAUUCCUGAAACCGGCGAAGGUAAAGAAGUCGAUGCGUCUCCUGUUUCCAAAGAUGUGUCUAAACCAGCUGCAGUCGCCACAGGCAAGCCAGUUACAGAUGCACACCCAGAACAAGAAGAGGAAAUCAUCGUGGCCAAGGGCGACAAGAAGGAUAUUCUCGCAGCUGUUGAGGCAUCUGAAGGCCCCAACAUCACUCUUGAAGAGAUUAAACCAACCAAAUCGCAAGAAGAGUUGUUGACAACCGAAGCAAAACUCGCAGCAGAAGUUGAUGGUCCAAUCACCAUUGAGCCCGUCGCCGUUCCUAAAGAAACCGUUGCCUCGGUUGAAGAAGAGGAAAAAGGAAAAGAUUCAGCAACCGAUGCUGCAGGUGCUACCGGCGCUGCUGCUACACCAACUAAAGCUACGCCAGCAGCAGCAACAACAAAAGAGACUCCAAAGAAACCAACACCUACCCAACCAAAGAAGGAAGCAACAAAGACACCAGCCAAGAAAGCCGUUGCUAAUGGCACCAAAGAAAAAGAGGAAAAGAAAGGUGGCUUCAGAAAGUUUUUGAAGAAGGUUUUCCAAUAA